AGUAGUAGUAUUAUAGAGGUGAAAACAUCUAGCUUGGCAUAUUACAGCAAACCACCUCUCCAAGUACCAUUAAUGAAGAACCCUUCUGUCUCCACAAUCUUGUGGUUUCAUCAAUAAAAUAUAGUGAGCUACAAAUCCACACAUAAAAUGGAAAUCACUUACACCUCCCCAAAAUCAGCUUUUUAUAAUAAUAACCAUAAUUCUUUGAACAUGUAUAAUAACAAUAAUAAUAUACAUUCACACAACAAUGGUAAAAAAAUAUAUAGCACUGUCAGUGUCAAUAACCAUCCUUUAUCAAGACCUUCACUUCAAAUUCAGCUGGCACUGCAACAACGUCCCAAACGAAGAGAACCCAAAUACCAUCUUCAAAAACUUCAACAACUAAUCAAACCAUCAAAGCAUAGUAGUUGGAGGGAGACCACCACCACCACCACAAGCACCAUAUCGGACGUUUUGCGCUUGAUGGAUGCCCUUGGCCUUCCCACACCGAUAGAUAUAUACGCUUCUCUCAUCAAAGAGUGUUGUGAUACUCGGGACAUUGCCAGUGCCGUUGAGCUUCAUGCCCACAUCGACAGCAGUGGCAUCCGUCCCGGUUUGCCAUUGCUUAACCGCCUGUUGCUGAUGUAUGUAUCGUGUGGUCUAAUUGAGAAUGCCCACCAAUUGUUCGAUAAAAUGCCCAUGAAGGACUCUAACUCGUGGGCGACCGUGAUUGCUGGUUAUGCGGAGAAUGAUGACUAUGAGGAAGCUAUAAAUUUGUUUGUAGAAAUGCAAAACCGCCGACGAUACCAUAACAAUGAUGACAUGAUUGAAUUCCCAAUUUCUUGGAUUAUUGUAUGCAUUCUCAAGGCAUGUUUCCACACGAUGAAUUUAGAACUUGGGAAGCAAAUCCAUGGUUGGCUACUUAAGGUUGGCAAUUCGACAAAUAUGUUUCUAAGUAGCUCCUUAAUCAAUUUAUAUGGUAAAUGUGGAUGCGUAGAAGGUGCUGACUUCGUCUUUGAUCAUAUGCAUCGUCGCAACACAGUGAUUUGGACAGCAAAAAUUGUUAACAACUGUAGAGAAGGGCGUUUUGAUGAAGUGCUUGAUGAUUUUAAGGAGAUGGGAAAAUUGAGAAUAAAGAAGAAUAGCUUUACAUUUUCUAGUGUUCUCAGGGCAUGUUGCAGGAUGGAGGAUGAUGGACUGUGUGGCCAGCAAGUCCAUGCCAGUGCAAUAAAGCUGGGACUUGAAUCAGACGAUUAUGUGCAGUGCGGGGUGGUUGACAUGUAUGGAAAAUGCGGGUUAGUUGAAGAUGCAAGAAAGGCAUUUGAGAUGAAUGAAGAAAAGAGAAAUGCUGCCUGUUGGAAUGCAAUGCUUACCAGUUACAUACACCAUGGUUUUUGUAUUGAGGCCAUUAAGUUUCUAUAUCAAAUGAAGGCGGCUGGCAUUCAACCCCAGGAAUCGUUGCUUAACGAAGUAAGGUUUGCUUGUGGGAGUAAAUCUCCUGAGAAUGUGACUGAUGGAAUGUGUCCAUGGUACUAGUAUUGCCUCUCGGUUUUGGAAUGCAGACGAUUUGCCAUGUUUUGCUGCCCACUGUCACUUGUCCAUAAUUCUUGUACAUCUAAUGGCAUUAGGAUAACAUCUUUCCAUAUCAAUGCCUCAGUGGGCUAUAGGCUAUAGCUAGGUUAAGUAUUUGUCAUUGUCUGUAGAACCCUGCUUUUGUCCUCCGAAAUAAUCUUCUCGAUUCAGACAUGUUACAGAUUCACACUAUCUUUUGAUCCCCAGUUGGGACUCAUGUUCUCUGGAAGGAUUGUUGUAUUUUUUGUAACGUCUGUGUUAUGUAUAUAUAUAUAUAUAUAUGUAAUUGUGUGUGUGUGUGGUGUGAAUUUAAAGGCAAAAGAAAAAGAAAAAAAAAUUCAAAAAAAUGGGUGGGACCCAAAGCACUUCAAUGGUCAUGAAACCACUCUUGAUUUCAUUCUCUCUCUCUCUCUCUCGUUCCAGAGGCCUCCUUCUCUUUUUCUUUUUCUUUUUUUUAUUUCAAACUUCCACUCUUGAUUUCUCCCUCAUUACUUAGCCUUUUUAAGUGCCGAUUGCGGCCAAACGAAGAGCACGGCGAGCUCUACACAUGUUUACCAGCAAUUUCAGAUUUGAGCAACCUAGGGAUUCCGAAAAUCUUGACCCAUUUUGAGGGUUUGAGGUGGAAUUUGGGAGUUUUGCAUAUAAUUGAGGAAACGGGAAAGAAGUGGCGGAUGACAUUUUACCACAGACUUAUGGUAAGAAUUUCAAUUCAAAUGCAUCGAGAGGGUUCUUGCCCGAGGUUGUUGCUGACUACAAGUCUACAUGUGAUAUUUAUGCUGUUGCUGCUGAAGUCAGAGAAAUGCACUUGAUUUUUGAUGAGAGGGCUGCAAUUCAGAUCCUGCCACAACUUGCUGAUUUUCCAGAGAUGCUAAGGAAUGCUGAUUAAGCAAACACCGCAUGAAGAGGGCAUAUCGGAGAUCUCCAAGAAUAGCUUUAGAUUUUUGGUCCACUUCUGUCAAAUAGCACUGUCGUGGUAUUACUUACCAAUAUAUAUAGAUAUAUAUGCGGUGGGUGUGCUACUUAGAAAAAUAUAUAUGUGGGUGUGUUGCUGUGGUCAGUGUAAGUGUAAAGUAAGUCUAGUUUUUCCACUGUGGUUCAGGAGUCGAGUUCUUCAUCAUUCAAACUGUGUAGAGGUCUAGAAGGUAGAGUUAUGUACAUAUGGUUUUGGAGUUCUGUGAAAUGUUCUGGCUCGUACUCCAUCUGUAUUUGUUUUGCUCAAUUAGGUACUUUUGAAUGAAACUAAAAAAAUCUCA
Messenger RNA from Cornus florida, 2804 nucleotides. Its product is annotated as pentatricopeptide repeat-containing protein At1g31790. Lineage: Eukaryota; Viridiplantae; Streptophyta; Magnoliopsida; Cornales; Cornaceae. Gene Ontology annotation, cellular component: intracellular membrane-bounded organelle. Gene Ontology annotation, molecular function: protein binding; RNA binding. The transcript is spliced from 4 exons. Gene Ontology annotation, biological process: RNA modification. The record is from RefSeq and is a predicted model, not a curated record. The coding region runs from base 148 to 1515 and encodes 455 amino acids.